Molecule: messenger RNA, 840 nt
Organism: Exophiala xenobiotica
Lineage: Eukaryota; Fungi; Ascomycota; Eurotiomycetes; Chaetothyriales; Herpotrichiellaceae
Exons: 5
Coding region: 1-840 (279 amino acids)
Cellular component (GO): intracellular anatomical structure
Molecular function (GO): oxidoreductase activity, acting on NAD(P)H, oxygen as acceptor
Source: RefSeq, a predicted model, not a curated record
AUGGCGCCUUCUAUAGCCGACGUGGUUGCACAAGAUGCACUCUACCACAAGACACGCACGCUGUUGGACUUGCUCACUCUGAAAAACAAGGUCACAGUGCUUACAGGUGCUGGUCGGGGCAUUGGCUUGUCGCUUGCGAGAGUCGCAGCAGAGCUGGGCAGCGAUGUCGCGCUACUCGACGUCCUUCCAAACCCGCCCGAGGACAUAAAAGAACUGGAGGAGCGUUUUGGGAUCCGUGCCAAAUACUACCAGGCCGACGUGACCAACCUGCCUCAGUUGACGGAAGUGGUUGACAAAAUCAAGACCGAAUUCGGACAGAUAAACAACUGCGUUUCCGCUGCAGGGAUAUGCAUUGACAAGCCCUUUCUGGAUCACACGUGGGAUGACAGCGUCAGAACCGUCAACGUCAAUAUCCUGGGAAGCUUUUUCAUCGCGCAGCUCACUGCCAAAGCCAUGAAGGAACAGAAAAGCGGUGGCAGCAUUGUGCUGGUCUCAUCUUCUGCAUCGCACAUCUACACUACUUCGCGCUGUAUGUCCAUUUAUAGCGCAUCGAAAGGCGCCAUCUCGGCCUUGACGACGAAUCUUGCCGUGGAGCUGGCCGAGCACGAUAUUCGUGUCAACGCUAUUGCGCCUGGCUUCAUCGCGACGGAGAUGGUCGUUGACCAGGCAAGUACCGAUCCUCAGCUAUGGAUCGAUUUCAACGAGGCGAUUCCAUUGAAGCGAAUGGGAAGACGGGAGGACCUCAAAGGAGUGGUGGCGCUACUACUCAGCCCUGCUUCUUCCUUUAUCACCGGCGGGGAAUACGCGGUUGAUGGAGGAAUGACAUGCGGGAGGAAAUGA